Messenger RNA from Pseudomassariella vexata, 1389 nucleotides. RefSeq lists its product as uncharacterized. The coding region runs from base 1 to 1389 and encodes 462 amino acids. The record is from RefSeq and is a predicted model, not a curated record. NCBI's taxonomy places the organism in Eukaryota, Fungi, Ascomycota, Sordariomycetes, Amphisphaeriales, Pseudomassariaceae. The transcript has 2 exons.
AUGAACGCGUCUCGAAUCCGCGGUACUGUACCGUCGGUCUCAUCCAUCCUGGCUACCGUAGGCCACAAGGGGGGCGAUACGAAUUACUCAAAUGAGAGUAGCUCAACGCUCACCCAGUCGUCCUAUGACAGUCACAACGCCCCAACGGAAUCCGUAGCGAAGGCAGAAACGGUGCCCAAGCCGGACCCGUUGGCCUUCCUUGACGCCGACUCUCCCGCAGUUACCCAAGAUACCAUCUACGACUCCAUGCACACGGCAUCAUCUCACUCACCAACCUCGUCUAUUAGUGGUUCAUCAUUCACCAAGAGCUACUCGUCUAAGUCGAGUCAUGAUACCGAUUGGAACACCACACCGGAACGCAGCCCUAAGAGCGGCAAAGUAGACAAGGCUUCUGCCAAGAUGGCUUCUCAGACUGAGGCAUCACAGAAGCGCCAACGUAAAUAUGGCAACCCUGAAAUGUCACGAGGCAAUGCGAAGCUACCUCAUGUUUCAUCCAAGGCCUCGACACCACGGGUUCCUGAUCAGGCCCACGGCCGCGUAAAACAUUUGCCUCGCGCUGAAAAGCUACCCUUGACGGGGUACGAGCUUCUGGCCUCGCGACUGACGGCGCAUUCUGCCGAUCGCUCGGGCCCGUACGUUAGGCCAAUUUAUCGCAAGUUCGAGACCCUCAACCAUCGUCUUCUACUACACCUGCAAGAUGAGCUGUGCGAACUGGAAGAGCAGUUACACAGACUCGAUUCGGCAGAUACGCAAAACAGGCGUCUGCAAAAUCGCAUCCUCCCUGCCUCCCGUAGGGCGCAGACGCUGUCUGGCGGCGAAUUACAGUGGCACAAGACAGAUAUACUUGGCAAGAUUGGGUUCAAGUUGGAGCAGUACAACCAUGUUCUCUCCUCGUUUAAAACAACUCAAACUCUGCCAAACCCCACACUCGUCGACGUCCACGAGUAUCGUAGAUAUCUCGCAACUCACGGUCCCAUCACCGAGGCGGAGACCCACUUUCUCGACGCGGCCAAUGAUCUGAUCUGUCUCGACCAAGAAGUAGAAGAUGACUACGACGAAGACUCUACCACGACGCCCAUGCCCCCGCGCUCACCCGGGAACUACACGUCCAUGUUAAGCAAUAGCAGCGUUCUUGAUGAUGACGACGAGGAACGUCAACAUGCCAUUCCACUCAGCCUUGCCAUGGCGGCUGCUGUUAUCCUGCCCGUGCUGACGUUCACCGUGAUUCCGGGGUAUAUCGGGAGGAUGGCGGUUGUUUUGGUCGUCUCUUUUGUCAUCCUAGGGACUUUGAUAUCAGCCGGGGUCGUGGGCCUGCAUAUCACGAGGGACUUUUUCCUCAUUACUGGGUUUUAUGGAUUAGGAAUGGCGGUUAUCGCUGGACUGUGGUAG